AUGGAGGGGGCCGGGGGGCCGCGGCUGGCGGAGGCCGAGCGGGAGAGUCUGCUGGGCUCCGUCCACGGCGUCUCGGGGCCCGUGGUGACGGCCACCCGCAUGGCGGGGGCGGCCAUGUACGAGCUGGUGCGCGUGGGGCACGCGGAGCUGGUGGGGGAGAUCAUCCGGCUGGAGGGGGACAUGGCCACGCUCCAGGUCUACGAGGAGACCUCGGGGGUGCGGGUGGGGGACCCGGUGCUGCGCACGGGGAAGCCGCUCUCGGUGGAGCUGGGGCCCGGCAUCCUGGGCUCCAUCUUCGACGGGAUCCAGCGCCCGCUGCGGGACAUCGCCCAGCUCACCCGCAGCAUCUACAUCCCGCGGGGCACCAACGUCCCCGCGCUGCCCCGGCACCUCGCCUGGGACUUCGCCCCCAGCAAGGACGUCCGGGUUGGGAGCCACGUCACCGGCGGUGACAUCUACGGGACGGUGGCCGAGAACUCCCUCAUCCGGCACAAGAUCAUGGUGCCGCCCCGCAGCCGGGGCACCGUCACCUACAUCGCACCCCCCGGGCACUACAGCGUCUCGGACGUGGUGCUGGAGCUGGACUUCCAGGGCAGCGCAGAGAAGCUGACCAUGCUGCAGGUCUGGCCGGUGCGACAGACCCGGCCCGUGGCCGAGAAGCUGCCAGCGAAUCACCCACUGCUGACGGGCCAGCGGGUGCUGGACGCCCUCUUCCCAUGCGUGCAGGGCGGCACCACGGCCAUCCCGGGCGCCUUCGGCUGCGGCAAGACCGUCAUCUCCCAGUCCCUGUCCAAGUACUCCAACAGCGACAUCAUCGUCUACGUGGGCUGCGGCGAGCGCGGCAACGAGAUGUCCGAGGUCCUGCGGGACUUCCCGAGGUGGGGACGGCUCACCAUGGAGGUGGACGGGAGGACGGAGACCAUCAUGAAGCGCACGACGCUGGUGGCCAACACCUCCAACAUGCCGGUGGCCGCCCGCGAAGCCUCCAUCUACACCGGCAUCACGCUCUCCGAGUACUUCCGCGACAUGGGCCACCACGUCAGCAUGAUGGCCGACUCCACCUCCCGCUGGGCCGAGGCGCUGCGCGAGAUCUCGGGGCGCUUGGCCGAGAUGCCGGCGGACAGCGGCUACCCGGCGUACCUGGGCGCCCGCCUGGCCUCCUUCUACGAGCGCGCGGGGCGAGCGCGCUGCCUGGGCUCCCCUGCCCGCGAGGGCAGCGUCAGCAUCGUCGGCGCCGUGUCCCCGCCGGGAGGGGACUUCUCGGACCCCGUCACCUCGGCCACGCUGGGCAUCGUGCAGGUUUUUUGGGGGCUGGACAAGAAGCUGGCGCAGCGCAAGCACUUCCCCUCGGUGAACUGGCUGAUCAGCUACAGCAGGUACCUGCGGGCGCUGGAGCCCCACUACGAGGGGCUGCACCCCGAGUUCCCCGCCCUGCGCAGCCGGGCCCGGGAGAUCCUGCAGGAGGAGGAGGAGCUGGCCGAGAUUGUCCAGCUGGUCGGCAAGGUGGGAUGGGAUAGGGGGGACGGGAUAGGGGAGAGUUGCUCGGGGGGGGCCGAAGGCGUCACCCCCGCAGACCCCCCCAGCCAUUACGACUCCCCCAAGAACAGCCACAUCCCCAGCCACUACGACGUGCCGCCCGCCCGCCACUACCCGCCGUCCCCGCCGCUGCGCAGGAAGGACCGCUGA
Gymnogyps californianus (California condor) is the source of this 1686-nucleotide messenger RNA. Its product is annotated as V-type proton ATPase catalytic subunit A-like. Gene Ontology annotation, molecular function: ATP binding; proton-transporting ATPase activity, rotational mechanism; ATP hydrolysis activity. Gene Ontology annotation, cellular component: lysosomal membrane; proton-transporting V-type ATPase, V1 domain. Gene Ontology annotation, biological process: proton transmembrane transport; ATP metabolic process. The transcript has 12 exons. The record is from RefSeq and is a predicted model, not a curated record. The coding region runs from base 1 to 1686 and encodes 561 amino acids. Lineage: Eukaryota; Metazoa; Chordata; Aves; Accipitriformes; Cathartidae.